Messenger RNA from Crotalus tigris (Tiger rattlesnake), 2489 nucleotides. It is a transcript of the gene HDGFL3, whose product is annotated as HDGF like 3. The record is from RefSeq and is a predicted model, not a curated record. NCBI's taxonomy places the organism in Eukaryota, Metazoa, Chordata, Lepidosauria, Squamata, Viperidae. Gene Ontology annotation, molecular function: double-stranded DNA binding; transcription coregulator activity. The transcript has 7 exons. Gene Ontology annotation, biological process: regulation of transcription by RNA polymerase II. Gene Ontology annotation, cellular component: nucleus. The coding region runs from base 1 to 675 and encodes 224 amino acids.
AUGAAAGGCUACCCGCAUGGCUCGGCCCGGAUUGAUGAACUCCCGGAGGGAGCUGUGAAGCCUCCAGCAAAUAAAUACCCCAUUUUCUUUUUUGGGACUCAUGAAACGGCAUUUCUGGGGCCUAAAGACCUCUUCCCUUACAAAGAAUAUAAAGAUAAGUUUGGAAAAUCAAACAAACGAAAAGGGUUUAAUGAAGGCCUGUGGGAAAUCGAAAACAACCCCGGGGUCAAGUUUAGUGGAUACCAGGCUAUUCAGCAACAGAGCUCCUCAGAAACUGAAGGUGAAGGAGGAAACACGGCAGAUGCUAGCAGUGAGGAAGAAGGGGAUCGGGUAGAAGAAGAUGGAAAAGGCAAAAGGAAGAACGAAAAAGCGGGCUCAAAACGGAAAAAAUCUUACACUUCAAAGAAAUCUUCCAAGCAGUCAAGAAAAUCUCCCGGAGACGAAGAUGAUAAGGAUUGCAAAGAGGAAGAAAAUAAAAGCAGUUCUGAUGCCGGCGAAGCAGGCAACGACACACGAAACACUUCUUCAGACGUGCAGAAAACUAGUGAAGGGGUGUCCAGAGUAGUUUCUGAACCUGCCACUGCACACAGUUACAUUGGCUGUUCUUCAAAUUUGAGACUUUGGACAGUUACAGUCCUCUCCCUGUGGCUUCUCUCACUACUUCUUAAAAACUGAAUUCUAGAUAUUUCCCUGACUUAACCAACAUAUUGACUGCUGCAUAUUAAGGGAAGACACAAGAAAGUCACAUGUUUGGUUGUCUAAUAUUCUUGGAUUUGAUUGAAGUCAGCACAUCCCUUCAUCAGCAGCAUAUAUGUUUGUAUGCACAUUUAGCCACAUUCCUACCCAUUCUGUUCUCAGCAGCAACUUUCAGCAUCAUCCCCCAUCGACACCCCACAAGGUCCUUUUCUAAAUGUCAUUUUAUUUAAUUGCACCAAAAGGCUCUUUUCAAGCAAGACCCAUACCGACAACGGCCAUUUUUAGAUACUUCUUUUUUCUUUUCUUUUUUUUUUUUUUUACAGAAAAAGAAGGGCAAAAAUCUCUUAAAUUUUAAAUCGAAUCUUAAAAACCUGCCUUUUAGAGAAAACAAAUUAAACACUUAGAAGUGAACGCCCUCUCCUAAAAAGCCACAAGGAUCUCUGUUCUGCUUAACAAAUCAUGAAGUUUUAAAUUAACCCUUUAUCCAUUUGUUGUUCUGCAUUUUUUUUUUUAAAAAAAGGAUUUUAAAAACAGAGAUGGCCAACUAGCAAGUGAGGAAUGCUGGUGGUCUUGAGCAAUUUUAUCCUCACUGAUAUCCAGUUUUGGUUUUGAUGUUUUUAGCAGAUUUGCUCACAUUUGGUUUUUGGGUUUUUUUAGCAGAUUUGCUCACAUUUUCAUUUUGAGGGGGGGGGAAGGAGGGGGAACGUAUUUUCAGCUUGUAAGAAAAAGGUCACCAUCUCUCCUUGGAUUUUGUAUGCAUUAUGUAAAUGUACAUAUUUUGUAUGUAGAGCAGUGUGGACCUCCAAAAUACGAAAUCAAGAUUCCAUCACAUUUAUAGAUCAUUGAAUUCGCCAUGGCAAAAAAAUAUAUAUAUAUAUAUUCCUGCAGUCCACUUUUUAACUUCUGUCUGGAAAUUAAAUUGUUUCCCACCUACCAGGAUUAUAGAAAUUGGCCAUCUCUGUUUUUAAAUCCUAACAAAAUGUCCUUGAUUUAUUGUCAUUAUAAAAAAAAAAGUCAAUAAUUGUAAGAAAGUACCUUUCCUUAUUAGAACCCUCUAGCUUAGCUAUACUCUUAAUACUUUUCAAGAUCAUAACGUAACGUAAGUUUCUCUAACUUAGUUCCUAUAUGUGGAGUUAGUGAAAGUCUUUUGUGUUUCUUUAGAUGAAUAACAAGGAACUUUUUUUUCAGGCCCCCAUACAAAUCGGAGCUUACUGUGUUUUGGGGACGCCUUCCAUUUUUAAGCUUAAUUGUGCUACCGAAAGGCCAAUGGGAAACAAAGCCAAAACAUCCAGUUAAAAUAUAAGAAUAACAGUUAUAUUGAAAAGCUUAAAAAAACAAAAAAGGGGGGAAAAAACCCCUGUCAUUUUUCUGUUUUUUUUUUCUACUCUCAAAACUAGAUCUAGACUAGUAGGUAAGCAUUCCAGAAUCCAUUAUUCUGUGUACAUUAUUGUUGCUAUUGUGAGAAUAGAGGAUUUUAUUUAUUUUUUAAUGCCAGCUUUUAUUGUGAAGACAUAUGGGUUUAGUCCGGUUUUAUCAACCCUUGUUAUGCUUGUCCUUGGACCAUCUUUUGCGUACUCAAGGUUUGUAGUUGAAAAGUUUACUGUACAAAAAAAAAAAGGAAAAAAAAUCAAAAAACAAAAAAACUAUUGUUUUUACAGAAUAAAUUUAUUGGAAUGUGUAUCGGGAGUAAGGUUUGAGGUUGUAAGCAGCUGAGUUAGCGUCAUAUUUGGCUUCAUAACGUGUAAUGUGAGGUAUUCAUGUAACUCGAGUAUUAAAGCAACGCAUUCUGUUAA